Molecule: messenger RNA, 3351 nt
Organism: Uloborus diversus
Lineage: Eukaryota; Metazoa; Arthropoda; Arachnida; Araneae; Uloboridae
Product: glutamate [NMDA] receptor subunit 1-like
Exons: 18
Coding region: 16-2820 (934 amino acids)
Biological process (GO): ionotropic glutamate receptor signaling pathway; monoatomic ion transport; chemical synaptic transmission
Cellular component (GO): neuron projection; NMDA selective glutamate receptor complex; synapse
Molecular function (GO): NMDA glutamate receptor activity
Source: RefSeq, a predicted model, not a curated record
AAGAUCGCUAGCUUCAUGCAGGCCAUCGAGGAUGUAAAUGCGGAGAUGAACAUCCUGCCUCCGAGGGUGCGCCUUCUUGGAGUGCCUCUGCCGAUGGAUAGGAAUCCCAUUAGAACUGCGCAGAACGUGUGCGAACACCUCAUCUCAUCUCAGGUCUACGCGGUCAUCAUCAGCCAUCCGACGGCUGGAGAGUUAUCUCCAGCUGCAGUAUCGUACACCUGUGGGUUCUAUAACAUCCCAGUCAUCGGCAUCAGCUCCAGGGAUUCUUCACUUUCGGAUAAGAACCUACACACAUCUUUCAUGCGGACCAUUCCUCCAUACUCCAACCAAGCAGAUGUGUGGAUCGAGAUCCUCAAGUUUCUCAACUACAAGUGCGUUACAUUCAUUCACAGCUCGGACAACGACGGACGAUCCACUCUGGGAAGAUUUCAAAACUUAGCCGACACCCCGAACAUCAAGGUGGAAGACAUAAUCGAAUAUGAAACUGGAAUAACAGAAAUAAGUCAAAGGUUGGAAGAGGCCCGAGGAAGGUAUUGCAGAGUGUUUAUACUGUACGCUAACACCGAAGAUGCGGAGAGCAUAUUUCGUGAAGUGGAUGCUUUGAACAUGACGUCACCAGGUUAUGUGUGGAUUGUAUCUGAACAGGCACUUUUGGCUCCCAACAAACCGGAUGGUGCAAUCGGACUAAAACUCAUCAAUGCAACAGAUGAAGAAGCUCACAUCAAAGACAGCGUCAUGGUGAUUGCCAGAGCAUUUCGCCAACUUUACUACAAUACGUCCACCAACAUCGAGUCUGCGCCCAGUGACUGCAGAACGCACGACAAAGAUUGGGAAACGGGUCUUAAAUUUAUUGGGUUUUUGAAGGAGGUCACGCUACAGAACGGAAGGACGGGCCGUGUUGCUUUUGACGACAAAGGUGACAGAAUAGAUAGUGAUUACGACAUCAUCAAUAUUAUCAACGGAAGGCCUUUUACAGUGGGAGAAUAUGUCUACUCUCAGUUUGAAUGUCAAAUGACCAUGUCCGUCAACGUGCAAGAUAUCGUGUGGCCGGGUGGUGAAACCAAGAAACCAAGAGGUUACAUUGUGCCAACACAUCUCAAGGUGGUCACAGUUGCGGAAAAGCCUUUUACGUGGAUCAGAGAAGUAGAAGAUAAGUCACAGUGUUUGGAAGAUGAGAUUUUCUGUCCUCGAAGAAACAAAACAAACGAUUUGCAUUGCUGUAAAGGUUACUGCAUGGAUCUUCUAAACGCUCUGGCCACCGAACUCAAUUUUACGUACAGCCUUUAUCAAGUUGAAGACGGACUGUACGGAAGUUUUGAUUUUGUGAAUGGAUCAGAAAAGAAAAUUUGGACAGGAAUGGUCGGAGAGUUGGUGUACGAAAGAGCAGAUAUGGUAGUGGCGCCACUUACUAUCAAUCCCGAACGAUCUCAAGCAAUAGAAUUCUCGAAACCUUUCAAAUAUCAAGGCAUCACUAUAUUGGAGAAAAAGCACCCCAAGAGUUCCACGCUGGCUUCUUUCUUGCAACCUUUUCAAAAGACCUUGUGGAUCCUCGUGAUGGUAUCGGUUCACGUCGUAGCUCUGGCUCUGUAUUUACUUGAUCGCUUCAGCCCCUUUGGUCGCUAUAAACUGCCCAGCAGCGACGCAACGGAAGAAGAUGCUCUAAACCUCUCCAGUGCUAUUUGGUUUGCCUGGGGAGUACUGCUCAAUAGUGGAAUAGGUGAAGGAACUCCUCGCAGCUUCAGUGCCCGUGUCCUGGGUAUGGUAUGGGCGGGCUUCGCCAUGAUCGUGGUAGCAUCCUACACUGCCAACUUGGCAGCUUUCCUCGUCCUCGACAGGCCAGAAACCUCACUCACUGGUAUCAACGACGCCAGGCUGAGAAAUCCGAUGGACAACUUCAAGUAUGCCACGGUCAAAGGCAGUUCCGUCGAUAUGUACUUCCGGAGACAAGUCGAACUGUCCAAUAUGUACCGAACGAUGGAGGGGAAGAACUACGAUAGUGCGGAGGAAGCCAUAGCAGCUGUCAAAUCAGAUGCCUUGAGCGCCUUCAUUUGGGACUCCUCUCGGUUGGAAUACGAGGCCGCCCAGGACUGCAACCUGGUGACGGCGGGCGAACAGUUCGGUCGCUCAGGGUAUGGCAUUGGCCUACAGAAGCACAGCCUAUGGGCGGACCAGGUCACGCUCGCUCUGCUAGGCAUGCACGAGAGUGGUUACAUGGAAGAAUUAGAUAAUCGGUGGAUAUUACAAGGCAGUGAAACAUGCGAAAAAAACGAAAAAUUUCCCGCAACACUGGGCUUGAAGAAUAUGGCAGGGGUUUUCAUUUUGGUCGGAGCCGGAAUUGUAGGAGGCGUGGGUCUGAUCAUCAUCGAGAUUGUCUACAAGAAGCACCAGACGAGGAAACAGCGGCGGAUGGAACUCGCACGCCACGCUGCAGACAAGUGGAGGGGAGCUGUGGAGAAGAAGAAAACUUUGCGUGCCAAUCUGCCAGUCCAGAAGCGGCAGCGAGCCAACGGCAUGGAGGCCUACACGAUCGAAAAGGGCAUGCGGGGACUCAUGCACCAGCCCAUGCCCCGUAAUCCUCCUCUGCCUCCGAGGUCCCUGAGGAUCGCCCACGAAGUCAUCAGCUCCGCGCAGCCCAUGGAAAUGGAGGCCAUCAGGGCGCCGGACAUCGACACGGAUCUGCUGCCGCCGCCCCCUCCCCCUCCGGCUUCGAGUCCGGCCGUCCGGAUGAGGGUGGGUGGCAGGGUGGCUUACGCAGCGCCACCUGGCAGGGGAGAACCCGGUGUCUACAGCAGUGGUGAUGCCAUUGACAUACCCGUCUAAUAAUGUGCUCAUGAAGAGAAGCAAACACGAAUUAUAUUCACGUGAAACGAGUGGAAAUAAUUUUAUCGUUACACAUACCAUUCUUUAGUAGCCCUCUUUUUUAAAAAGAUUAUUAUUUCGUUUAAUUAAAGUAUAAACAAAAUACGCUGAUAACCAACGGUGACCACCUUCUGAAGUCAUACCUGCCAACCUAUCUGUCCAGAAUUGCAGUAAAUGUACCAAAAAAAAAAAAAAAAAAAAAAGGCAGAAGAAAUAGGCAAAAAUGUAGAAGACUUAACGUGACAUUAUUUUGUGAGAUAAAAUUAACACAGAUGUUCAGAUUUGACGAUAAAAGUACGCACCGAAAUAUGUUACUAUAAAUGCUAAUACUCAGAUAAUUUAUCAGAGAAAUUACUAUAAAUUGUAACAAAGAAAAUUUUUUAACUAAAAUUGCAAACAUAAAGUUUCAUGUCAUUCAUGAAACAAUUGAAAAACACGUUAUGCUUAAAAAAUAUAGGAAUAAAUUAUACCACAGCAAAAAAAAAAAAAAAA